AUGGACGUCAACACGAUACGGCCUCUGCUCUCUGCUACCGAGCUGGCCGACGCCGAGUGGUGGGACCCCCACAACCGGGAUGCCGUGCGCAUGGCCUUCUUGAAGCGGUAUGCGCUCACCCAAGAUUUCGGCAACUCUACAUCCCCUUAUGUUCGAGAUGCCGUGCUUCGACCCCUCGGCUACCGCGGCUCCUCCGGCGAUGCUUUCAGUUUCCUCGUCGAGCUGGAAAUGUUUGACGAAUUUGCCAACCUUCACCAGCUGCGCGCUACCCAUCUCGGGGGCCAGCCCGCCCUUCCGACACCAAUUACCCCAACGGCCUGGCCGACGUACCACACGGUCUACACGAUUGACGACGCGUCCACCACGGAGGUCGACGAUGGCAUCUCGGUGGAGUGGCAGACGGGAGGGAGCUCCCGCCCCAACAACUGGGUGUUUGUGCACAUUGCAGAUCCGACUAGUUGGAUCCCCGUGGACCACGAGGUGGACCGACACGCGCGCGACAGAGUUUCCACAAUCUAUCUGCCCGAAACCAUUGUCCCUAUGCUGCAGCCAUCUAUCUACCGUCAUUUCAGCCUGGAGCCCAGGAGAGACAAUUACGCCAUGACAUUUGCCUUCAAGAUCAGCUCAGUGGACGGUGCCAUCGAGGAUUACACAAUCACUCCUUCGAGCAUAUCUCGGGUCAAGAAGCUCACCUAUCACCAAGUAGAUGCUGUGCUUGCCCAGGCACCUGGCGGACAGGCGUCGAGGCACACAUCGCAAUCACUUCUGGCCGACCAAGACAAAGAGGCACUCUUACACUUGCACGAGCUGGCCCUCUUGCGCAAGCGCUGGCGGCUCAGUCAAGGCGCCAAAACAAUCAUCCUUCCCAAGCCUCUGGUCAAGGUUAUCAACACGCCGCACAUGAGGCGUGUCUCGGUCUCAGUCGAAGAACAGAUGACUCCUGCUCGCGAGUUGGUGGCGGAAAUGAUGAUUGCAACCAAUCAGGUAGCGGGCCUCUAUGCGGCGCAGCACGGGCUGUUCGUGCCCUACCGCCAUCAAGCAGCUCCUCAUGAAGUCGAUCCGGAUCUACUUCGAGAGCUCGAUGGCUUGCCGGAACACAUCAAAUAUGCGGAGCUGGUGCGGCACAUGCAAACUGCCGAGAUAUCCCUGGUGCCGAAGCGACACACAAGCCUAGGUACGCUGAGGAAGAGGAGCUCCUUCAGGGACAUGGGACGACGCUAA
Molecule: messenger RNA, 1221 nt
Organism: Acanthamoeba castellanii str. Neff
Lineage: Eukaryota; Discosea; Longamoebia; Acanthamoebidae
Product: exoribonuclease II
Exons: 12
Coding region: 1-1221 (406 amino acids)
Biological process (GO): mRNA catabolic process
Cellular component (GO): P-body; exosome (RNase complex)
Molecular function (GO): RNA binding; 3'-5'-RNA exonuclease activity
Source: RefSeq, a predicted model, not a curated record